CCAAUUUGAGCCCAAAGAGAAAGAAAACCUUCCCGAUUCAGCCAAGAGAGAAAGGCAGAGUGAGACCAGAGAGAGCGAAAGACCCAUCGCACCAAACCAUCACUCAACUCGACUCACUAACUUGCCUUGAACCUUCCAACCAACUCGAACCUCUUUCUCCACAACCAUCAAUUCUCCCCCUCGACGGAUCCUCUCCACUCCAUACCUUCUACCAUACAAAAAAAAAACACACAAAAUGUCGUUUUUCCGCCUGGCCGCCCGCAAGACGCCCGUCUCUUUCAUCCGCGCCCAGCCGCGACUCGCUGUUGCUGCUCGCCCUGUCCAGGUCUGCAGCAACUUCAGCACCACCUCGAUCCGCCGCGCCGAGGACCACCACGAGGAGAGCUUCGAGGAGUUCACUGCCAGAUACGAGAAGGAGUUUGAUUCUGUGCAGGAUGUUUUCGAGCUUCAGCGUAACCUGAACAACGCUUUCGCCUACGACUUGGUUCCCUCUCCUUCGGUCAUCAGCGCCGCCCUCCGCGCUGCCCGCCGUGUCAACGACUUCCCCACCGCCGUCAGAAUCUUCGAGGGUAUCAAGUCCAAGGUCGAGAACAAGGGCCAGUACGAGGAGUACCUGAGCGACCUGCAACCCCUCCGUGAGGAGCUCGGCGUCAACCUCAAGGAGGACCUCUACCCCGAGUCGCAAUAGAUUCUUAAUGGCUAAACGGGAGUGCAUGAUGGGAUAGAGAGGGAAGAGAGGCAAGGACAAGAAGACGGACAGUUGCGACGAUCUAAGACUUUUUGUUGCCGAAUUCAAAAAGCGAUUCCUGUCAAAUAAUUCAGUCGGUGUCUUGAUGUAAUCCGUCCGGUCGGGAGAAGAGCGUGACAGCUAGAAUCUGGCGAGCAUGUAUCUUGUGUGCUUGAAAGAGAGAGAGGGAGGUCGUCGUUGUACCCCUUUAGGGACAGUGGCCUUGUGUAGACUAUCGUCUAUUGUAUAGUGUCUUAUAUCUAAACUUUUGUUACCUUAGUUCUCAGUUCUUUUAUUCCCAUUCUUUGUCGAACCUUUAUUCCCAUAUAUCACGUAGGUC
Xylona heveae TC161 is the source of this 1067-nucleotide messenger RNA. RefSeq names its product COX5A-domain-containing protein. Gene Ontology annotation, cellular component: mitochondrial inner membrane. The transcript has 4 exons. Lineage: Eukaryota; Fungi; Ascomycota; Xylonomycetes; Xylonales; Xylonaceae. Bases 236 to 688 code for a protein of 150 amino acids. Gene Ontology annotation, biological process: mitochondrial electron transport, cytochrome c to oxygen. The record is from RefSeq and is a predicted model, not a curated record.